AUGGCGUCUGUUUUACAACAUCUCAUACAUGGGUCGCUCCCAGACCACUGCGAACCGACAUCGCCCUUCCUGACCGCUAUCUCAUCACAUCUCCACAUCUGCCUCCCCACACCUCUCGCGCUGAUCUCCUCCGUUCUCGGAACCCUCAGUAUCGUUUCAUGGCUCUUUGCCCAGAUGCCGCAAAUAUUCAAGAACUACCAACUACAAUCAACAUCAGGAUUGUCAAUCUUUUUCUUGGUCAUUUGGUGUGCGGGUGACGCGAGUAAUCUAGUGGGUGCUCUAUUCACCCGGCAGGCAGGAUGGCAGGUCGUGGUGGCAAGCUACUAUGUCUGCGUGGAUGUCGCACUCGUGAUCCAGUUCUACUGGUACACUCACUACAAAGCCCGCCUGUGUGGGGGCUACAAUGACUUCUUUCACUCACACGACUCCGACGCUCGUGGCGAUAUCCUACAAGGCGUGGCUGUGCCCGCCGACACUGUGACCCACCGGACACCACCCGCCCCAGUCGACAUGACAAAGAAGGCCGAACUCAACGAUACCGGCGUUCAAACUGGAACCCCACUCAACUCAUCUGCUCCCGGAACUUCAUAUACGAACGAGAAGUUGAGCUCCUCGCGACGGACCGUCCGAAUGGGCAGCAGCGCAAGCAGCGCGCCCUUUGCUCUUCCCCGCACCAUGCUGAUCGCCACUCUCGUCUGCGCCGUCCUGGCCAAUGGCAGUCCCAUAGACCCCAAACCAUCACCUCACCCGCCCAUCUCUGACGCACCACGCGAAGCCAUAAUCGAGAUCAUUGGCCGCGUCGUCUCCUGGAUGUCUACGCUGCUGUAUCUCGGCUCGCGCCCGCCACAGCUCUACAAGAACUACCAGCGCAAGAGCACCGAGGGACUCUCUCCUUUGCUGUUCUUCGCUGCUUUCUGUGGAAACUUCUUCUACUCAUCUUCCCUGCUCACGAACCCCAACGCCUGGAGCGAUUUCGCGCCAUACGGAGGCGGCGGCUGGGCCGAUGCCCACGGGAAUGACCGCUGGGAGUGGAUCGGACGGUCUAUGCCGUUCUUCCUCGGUGCAUUCGGAGUUCUAGGGCUCGAUGGUUUCAUGGGCGUGCAGUUCCUCAUGUACGGAUCCAAUGAAGAAGAUGAUGGGAGUUUCAUUGGAGAGGACGAUGACUCGAAGCGCGGUCGCAGCAAGUGGAGGCGUGUGCAUGGCUGGAUGCGUGGCUGGAUUCCCUCGACAUCGCCUCCUCCUGCGACCUUCCUCGCUAUUCUACUUCAGGCCUUGUGA
Molecule: messenger RNA, 1278 nt
Organism: Penicillium maclennaniae
Lineage: Eukaryota; Fungi; Ascomycota; Eurotiomycetes; Eurotiales; Aspergillaceae
Product: PQ-loop repeat-containing protein
Exons: 2
Coding region: 1-1278 (425 amino acids)
Source: RefSeq, a predicted model, not a curated record